GUCAGGGCCAGCAACCACCAUCACUCGCUCUCUCGUGAGCCUCUCGGCGUAAAUAUAUUUCUACUACCUUCUGCUCCAUUAUUCGGAUCUGACUGCUACACUCUUUACCCCCUCUUUGCCCGCCCUGAUACCCUCUCCGUAUUUUUCGAUCCGCGACCCCGCCUAUCGGGACACAACGUCAUAGAUCUCGUUCCAUAGCCGCUCAAGAAACCCACCGUGUUGUACUCUUGUCAUAGCUCGAGGACGAAGCAGUUAGGCUUAGGCUCCUAUAUUCUCUGCUGCGUGAACCUAGUUCUCUAGAAGUGCUUUCCCGCCGGCACAAUGUUUGCCAGUAAACGUCUGAGCAAGGAGCUGGCUAAGAUGCACGGCCACCUACCGCCGGGGAUCGAGAUUGCCAAAGCAGAGAACCUCGAAGAAUGGCAGAUGGAUAUCAAAGUUCUGGAUGACAACCCUCUCUACAAGGAUCAGACCUACCGGUUGAAGUUUACCUUCAGUUCCAAGUACCCCAUAGAGCCACCGGAAGUCCAAUUUAUCGAACUCCAACCCAGUUCCGGAACGCCGCGGCCUAUUCCCAUCCAUCCGCAUAUCUACAGCAACGGAAUCAUCUGUCUCGAUCUGCUGAGUUCUGUGGGCUGGUCUCCAGUGCAGACAGUAGAGAGUGUCUGCAUGAGCAUACAGAGCAUGUUGACCGCAAACACACGGAACGAGCGACCACCGGACAACAAUGACUUCGUGUCCUACAAUCGCCGAAGGCCUCGCGAUAUAAAUUUCUACUAUCAUGACGACAAUGUUUGAUGUCCUGUUAUGCUUUGAUGCGUCUUUCAUAUUUAUACAUUCAAUGACGAGUACGAUGGGUUUUGGAUGAUCUUCUCUCAUGCACCUGCGGCAGAAUUCGUUUCGGUCGUUCCGUGCCCACUACAUUUGCAUCGGCGCUAGACUGGGUUCGUUCGAUUGGCUCUGGUGGACAGCCUUUGCUGAUUUCUAUAUCUGCACUUUCGGACUGUUUGCAUGUUCCUGUUUCCCAGACUGUUUUCCCUAGCAUGGCCUUUUUCCUCAUUCCCAAGAGAUGAUAUGAAUUAUAUGAAUUCACAUAUUCCCGA
Molecule: messenger RNA, 1100 nt
Organism: Paecilomyces variotii
Lineage: Eukaryota; Fungi; Ascomycota; Eurotiomycetes; Eurotiales; Thermoascaceae
Product: putative ubiquitin conjugating enzyme
Exons: 4
Coding region: 322-795 (157 amino acids)
Source: RefSeq, a predicted model, not a curated record